Canis lupus familiaris (dog) is the source of this 1840-nucleotide messenger RNA. It is a transcript of the gene STMND1, whose product is annotated as stathmin domain containing 1. The transcript is spliced from 6 exons. Lineage: Eukaryota; Metazoa; Chordata; Mammalia; Carnivora; Canidae. The record is from RefSeq and is a predicted model, not a curated record. Gene Ontology annotation, biological process: microtubule depolymerization; regulation of microtubule polymerization or depolymerization; neuron projection development. Gene Ontology annotation, molecular function: tubulin binding. Gene Ontology annotation, cellular component: cytoplasm; neuron projection. Bases 557 to 1393 code for a protein of 278 amino acids.
CUGGGGGCAACUGCCCCCUUCCCCAGACUCCUGCGGCCAGAGGCCCAGCUUUGAGAGCCUUUUGUGUUUCAAGAGCCUGAGAAGGUGAUCACACCUCGAGCAGAGGCAGGGGGAGCAGGUGUGUUCUGUACGGAGCUGGGGCUGCUGAGCGGAGCUCCUGGGAGCCGUCACACUCCGUUGGAUUCCGGAAAGGGGGCCCUUUGAGGACUACUUGGCGCUCAAAGAGAUUUUAGAGGCCUUCGUCUGGCUGUGCCCUCUCGCUUCCCCCUGAGGACCCAGAGAGGUGGACGUCUUGCCUGAGGCUGCCCUGCUUAUUUGGGGGCAGAGCCGGAGAUAGAAUCUGAUUUUCAAGACUCUCAUUCCAAUGCUCUCUCUCUCUUCUCUCUUUCUCUCUCCCUCUUGGUUGCAAACCCCAUGAUUCUUCUGGAGACACAAAGGGGAAUUUUUUCCAGAGUGGGGCAUGAAGGGAUGGGUUGGUCCCGGCAGAAAUGAGCUCCAGGAUGUCUCCCCAUCCUCACCACCAUCAGUAUUCCACGAAUGAAGCUGGGAACCCACAAUGGUAUACAUUGGAGAGGGGUCACCCAAAGAUCCUUCCUCCACUGCCCACCCCGACCUGUGCUCCAGGCUUCUGCAUGACCUUGAGAGCAAUCGUUCUAAGGCUGACAUCCCCGUGACUCAUUCUGGGGAGGGCUGCAGGCCCCAAGAUGAAGCUGCAUUUCCCAAGGAUUCAAGGAGCAGCCCCAACGGCCUGGAAAACCUGGGAAGCUUACCUGGAACCAUACCAGAAAGUUCCCCAUCACUUAGUGAAAGAAACGGAAGAAUAAAUUCAGACCUAGUGACCAGUGGAUUAAUCCAUAAACCCCAACCCCUAGAAAGCCGAGAGCGACAAAAGUCAUCAGACAUUCUGGAGGAAUUAAUUGUUCAAGGAAUAAUACAAAGCCACAGCAAAGUAUUUAGAAAUGGAGAAUCCUAUGAUGUCAUGGUAAGCACGACGAUGCCGCUGAGAAAGCCACCAGCCAGGCUGAAAAAGCUUAAGAUCAAAAAGGAAGCAAAGGCUUUCACGAUGAACGAUCUGGAAGAGAAGAUGCGGGCGGUGGAGAGCCGCAGGAAGACUAAAGAAGAAGACAUACGAAAAAGGCUAAGGAGCGACCGACUUUUGUCCCCGGCCAAUCAUUCGGAUGCAGCCCAGAGGGGUAGGGCUGAGGUUCCCUUUGGCCAAGGACUGGAUGCUGUGGGUUCGGUGGUGGUUGAGCCUCCCCAACCACAGGGGGGAAGGCCCUUGAAGAGGAAGAAAAGCAAUACAUCCUCAAGUGAAAGAAACUUUGGUUAUGAAGGGUUUGGGGUGGUGGAGUCAGACUUGUCCUACAACCAAGUGGAUGAUGUGUUUGAAUAGGUCACCUUGCUGGAAUCUCAUGAAGCAGCACCCAUUGUCCCCACUUGUGACACUCUCGUCUGUCUUGUGCUUUUCUGAAGGCCUGAACUCACCCCACUGGGUUGCCCCGGGGGUGAGGGGUGAGGAAGGAUUGUAUGAGCUGCCCGAGCUGAACUCAGCUGAGGGAAUUCAAUGCCGAUGCUAGCAAAAGGGGAAAAAAAAAAAAAAAAAAAAAAAAACAAGAUUUGACUCACUUCCAUAUUAUAAAGUUGGCUUUCUCCUCCAGUGAAGCUUUAGACAUCGUGAAGAUGUCUUUAUGAAUACUUUCCAGCUUAUAUCAAUGUGCUUGUGCCAGAUGAAACCCUUCUUUUUGGCUCUGGGCCCUGCGCUGUGCCCAUCCUCUGAGGGUCCCUUCCGACAAACUACAGGGAUGUGUUUUAUGCAUGUUAAUGACCUGUAUGCUUCUGA